AGAGAGAGAGAAGAGGGGGAGGAGAGUGGCCGGGAUGGUGGAAAAUCAAGACUGAACGGAGAGCUAGAGGCCCUAGAGGCACUCGGCCAAGAUAACUACUCAUAUAGAGGCUGUUCAGCCUCAUAGUCGUGACGAAGCUGUGUAUAUAGAGCAUGAUUAGGGUCUGUUAUUGUAGUUGUACACUGUUUGAAUGGUGGGAUCUCGUAUAAGAAUGUCAUGAAUGUGGAAGUAGAUUGCAUGUCGACAGUCGCCGGUGAAGUAUAACAUAAUUAGUGUCAUAUGUUGAUUGCCAGAUGAUGUGCAAGAGCUAUGGUACAUGGUGGGAGAUAUACAACUUUUCUACUCCUGUAAUCUCCUCCAUCGGUUGUCAAGGCUCUGACCAAACACCUCCAUUCUAUAUCGUUGUACUCCAUGGAAGUCUAUAAUGCCUCCUUCAUCAUCUUCACCCCUCGUUCUCAUCAUAUGCAUCGUCAGUCUACUGGUGGAAAAGUGUUUAGCACAAAGUGAUGGUGAUUUACGUCUCACCAAUGGUGCGACGAGUUCCGAAGGGCGGGUGGAGAUGUACUACGAUACGAAGUGGCUGGCGAUAUCUAAACAAGCUUUGAACAGUAAACUCUCCAUGAUAGUAUGCCGGCAGCUAGGCUUAGCUGGUAUGAGAUCAGAAGCUGUGAUCAAUGCCUUCGGGAGAGAGGGGAAACCCCGAAUGGUCAUUGUGUCCAAUGCGCAAUGUGACGGCCACGAGGAUAGGCUUAUUGACUGCAAAGGAUUCAACUGGAAUCAACAACGAUUAGAAGAGGCACAGAUUGACAAUGACAUCGGAGUCAUCUGUAAACCAGGCGAUGGCGAUUUGCGUCUGGUGAAUGGUAAGACGCCCAGUGAAGGACGCCUACAAAUACAUCAUGAGAACAUGUGGAACACUUUGAGAAGUGGAAACGUGACUAACCUUCCGACCGUGGUGUGCCGUCAGUUGCGUCUGCCUUUCACCGAGGCUCACACAGUGGCAGACGUCAGUGCGUUUGGGACAGGUACUGGUAGUGUAUUGAUUGCUGAUAUCACCUGUAAGCCUGGCGAUAUCCAUUUGAAGGACUGUACAAUCAACAAGACUAACGUUAGUACUGAAGCAAACAUACACGAUCGAGAUGUCGGAGUUGAAUGCAAGGGAGAGUAUAUUGCGUCUGGAGAUGUACGACUUGUAAAUGGGUCAAACAAUCAACGAGGGCGUCUUGAAAUCUACCUGACAGGUUCAUGGUCGUCAUUCUGUAGCCUUGGAUUCAGUGUCAACGAAGCAACCGUGGCUUGUCGCCAACUUGACCUUGAUAUAUCUAAUCCAGUCGUUCUUGCAGAUAAUUAUUUCGGAAGUAGCUCAAGGAAAAGAAAUUACUUUGCAAGUUGCUCUGGCUCUGAAAAUCGCUUCACCCACUGCUCCCAACUACUACUAUAUAAUGAUAUUCGGUGUGCUACUUUUCCAGACGUUGGCAUCUGUUGUUCAAAUGAAACAGUGCCAUGUGGAUAUGGCAGCUCACCCAGUAUUGCGGAUAUCAUAACCGGCGUUGUAGCAAUGGUUUUAACAAUUAUGGGAACUUGCUGCUUCUUCUGUUGCUGCUGUUGGUGCUUGCGUCGUGAAAAAGCCAGACAGAAGCAGCAAUACGCAACAGUAUCACAAAACCCACCUCCACAGACAUCUGAAGGAGCACCAUCAAACCAUAUUCCGAUGACUACAGUCGAAAGUUCAAAUGUACCUGUUUACGUACAUUCUCCUGUUCAACAUGGUGCGUCAAACUGUGGAGCCACGGGUAUGCCUCCACCUGCACCUGCUGGUAGUGCCCCAUACCAAACACAGCCCUAUCCAUACCCAGCUGGACAGGCUCCUCAACAAACAGGUGCUUAUCCUGUACCUUCUCAACCAGGUUACAAUCCCACCGCUGCCACCAAUCAAUAUCCCCCGCAAUCAGCUAAACCUUAUCCUCCACAAAUAUCACCCAUGGUACCACCUUACGGCGCUCCUUACCAGUCCACGGAUCACCCUUACCCUCAGGCAUCCACAGAACAGUCGCAUCCGACCAUAGGUGAUCCUAAUCAACACCCCCUUUCUCAUGCAGGAUUAGGAGUACCGAGCGCGCCCCCGGUGAAUGGGGGUUACUGUAUGCCCCCUUUGACACCACCACCUGCAUAUGAAGAAGUCACCAGUCCUUAUUUAGAACACUGAUUUGCUUCUCUACGUAAACCCAUGCAAUGAAAGCCUAUAAAUUAACGUUCUCUCCACAUCCCUUUCUCAACGUUGAUUGGUGGUAUGAAUAUAGGAUGAAAGAAACAUUUACACUCAUAUUUGGAACUUAAUAGAUUUAUUGGCAGAUUUGGUGGAGGGUGUUUGUCUUGUAUUGUAGAGAAAAGAGGACUGUAGAAAGCGCGGAAGAAUAACUACCCUGCACUAUUUGACAAUACGCAAUAUUUUGUGUCAUGAGUGUUUAAUAUUAUAUAUAGUAUUGGAUCAUAACAUUUAUAGGUAUGAUGAUAUAGUGUUGAAAUUGUCUCAGGUGAUAUUUUUAUGUAAAUGUGUCAGACUCUCUUUAUAUGAAAUUAUGAGUGACAGGACACCCAUACGCUCGUAUAAUCUUAGACUAAACAUGCAUGUCAGAAAUUCAGGAAUGAAGUCUUCCAGUAGCCGUUACGCUUUUCUUCACCCUCUGUCUGACACAGCAAACUCACCAAAAUGUCUGAAUGAAGUUUAAAAUGUUUUUAAAAAUGCCUUAAGCCUCGGUCACAAAUGCCAUUACGAACUGCUACGAACGCCGUACGAACGAUUAUAAGACAAUGGAAAUUCGGGAAGACAAUGGAAAAACAGGGAGAUUCGUACGAACGCAUCGUUCGUAUAUACGAACCUUUGUGACCGUAGCUUUACGGAAAUACAAAUCAAAACAGUGUACCGGACAUAGUGUAUAGCCUAUAGCGCUAUAAUACCCAGUUACACCGCUAAGCCGACCCAUAAUCUACAAUAUUUUGGCCAUUCACGUCAACUAAUUUUAUCGUUCGGUCAUUGUCGGUGGUCUUGCAUUGGCCUCGUCAAUGUGACUAGGAUAUGCUACUGUAAUGUAAACGUUAAGUUUGUCUUGACAUACAAGUUAACCCCUACGUCUUCGUAAUUCUUUGAGUUCUUGCAAAAGAGUACCUAAGUGUGACGUAAUACUGGCGAAGUUGUCAAGGUUGCUGCUCCAAACAAUGUCGUGCUAAACAAUGGUGUGGUGAUCACACCAGCACCAAACAUUGAAUUUGUCUGCAUGUUCAAGACCGUUGCUUGAAUGUUUUCGCGGUGAACCUCAUGCGCAAGCUCUUUAUUUGGAACUUGUAACCUGGGCGACGAGUGACUAUGACAUUAGCACUUGGGUACUCUACUAUGUGAGCACCGGAGAUGACUUCACAUCAUAGACCAACCAACGAUGAUGACUAUUAUUCUAUGUCAUGCAAGCCUCUUCUCAGUAAGACUGCAUAAUGUUAUCUUAUCGGCUAUUGCAGCUAACAAUCGGCAAUAAUAACUGCCGAUGAUUAUGAAAUGAUUUGGGUAUGAAAUAAAGUUAAUAAAUCCACAGCAGUAACUGAGUGAAGAUGGUAAUAUAAUUUAUAUUAUGGGGAAACGUGAGUAAGUGAGAGUGAGAGAGAGACAAAUAGAGAGAGAGAGAGAGAGAGAAGACGAGAAAGAUAUUGAGGGGUAUAGCAGAGACGACAUAGCUAGGGAAGAGGAGAAAAAGAA
This is a messenger RNA of Strongylocentrotus purpuratus (purple sea urchin), 3745 nucleotides long. RefSeq names its product neurotrypsin. The coding region runs from base 425 to 2206 and encodes 593 amino acids. Gene Ontology annotation, cellular component: membrane. NCBI's taxonomy places the organism in Eukaryota, Metazoa, Echinodermata, Echinoidea, Camarodonta, Strongylocentrotidae. The transcript is spliced from 6 exons. The record is from RefSeq and is a predicted model, not a curated record.